Messenger RNA from Pterocles gutturalis (yellow-throated sandgrouse), 1312 nucleotides. It is a transcript of the gene NIF3L1, whose product is annotated as NIF3 NGG1 interacting factor 3-like 1 (S. cerevisiae). The coding region runs from base 1 to 1134 and encodes 377 amino acids. Gene Ontology annotation, cellular component: mitochondrion; cytoplasm. NCBI's taxonomy places the organism in Eukaryota, Metazoa, Chordata, Aves, Pterocliformes, Pteroclidae. The record is from RefSeq and is a predicted model, not a curated record. The transcript has 6 exons.
AUGCUACUGCUCGGUGCCCAGCUGGUUCGCCGGCCUCUCCGCUGCAUCCGUGCGUUGGAGCGCCUGCCCUCACGCUCCCUCAUGAACCUCCAGGAGCUCGUUUCUGCCCUGAAUGACUUUGCGUCCCUCUCUCUGGCUGAAAGCUGGGACAAUGUGGGGUUGCUGGUGGAACCAAGUCCUCCCCACGCUGUGAACACCCUUUUCCUCACUAACGACCUCACUGAGGAGGUGAUGGAAGAGGCAGUGCAGAAGAAGGCAGACCUUAUUCUUUCUUACCAUCCUCCUAUAUUCACACCACUCAAGCGAGUAACGUGGAAGACCUGGAAGGAACGGCUGGUGGUGCGAGCCCUGGAGCACAGAAUCGGGAUUUACUCUCCGCAUACUGCAUACGAUGCCAUACCUCACGGGAUCAAUAACUGGCUAACAAAGGGACUCGGUGCCUGUACUUCCAUCCCGCUGCAUCCAUCAACUGCACCAAGCUCUCCAGCUGAGGGCAGUCACCGGGUAGAAUUCUGCACAAACAAUGAGCAUCUGGACACUGUCAUGUCCAAAAUCAAAGACAUCCAAGAGAUCUCCUGUGUCACCACUCUCCCUGCCAGGGUUGAAGGUGAGGAGCAAACACGAGUCAGUUUGAACUGCUCUCAGAAAGCACUGUUGGAGGUGGUGGCAUUAUUGUCCCAGAACAGCCUUCUUUAUCACAAGACCGAGAUUCUUUUAUUACAAAAGCCUCUUCUUCCCCAUACUGGAAUGGGACGUCUGUGCACACUGAGUGAGCCAGUCUCCUUGUCAGACAUAAUCGAGCAUAUCAAAAGCCACCUAAAAUUAACCAACAUCCGCCUAGCUGUGGGAAUGGGCAAGACACUAGAAUCGCCAGUGGAGAAAGCUGCUCUGUGUGCUGGUUCUGGGAGCAGUGUCCUGAAGGGAGUGGAAGCUGACCUCUAUCUCACAGGAGAGAUGUCCCAUCACGAUGUUCUGGAUGCAGUUGCCAACGGGAUAAGUGUUAUUCUGUGUGAGCACAGUAACACUGAGCGAGGCUUCUUGUCAGAGCUGCGUGACAUGCUAGCUAUCCACCUACAGAACAAAAUCAACAUCCUUGUGUCUGAGAAAGACAGAGAUCCCCUCCAGGUGGUAUAGGAAAAAAAAAAUGAGAAAAUGCAGUCAAGAGGUUUGUGGUAUCUUGCACAGACCUAACCAACUGCAAGCUUAAUGAAGAUGCUCUGAAUUGGUUCAGUACAGAAUGACUGUAUUAUACGUUCCCUCAAAGUCCAAGAUAUAUUUUGUCAUCUGUCAGAUAAAUAAAUGCUUGUUUUGG